Messenger RNA from Mirounga angustirostris (Northern elephant seal), 5587 nucleotides. RefSeq names its product PR/SET domain 1 (gene PRDM1). The record is from RefSeq and is a predicted model, not a curated record. NCBI's taxonomy places the organism in Eukaryota, Metazoa, Chordata, Mammalia, Carnivora, Phocidae. The transcript has 5 exons. Gene Ontology annotation, biological process: cell fate commitment; regulation of transcription by RNA polymerase II. Gene Ontology annotation, molecular function: RNA polymerase II cis-regulatory region sequence-specific DNA binding; protein binding; DNA-binding transcription repressor activity, RNA polymerase II-specific. Bases 1160 to 3151 code for a protein of 663 amino acids. Gene Ontology annotation, cellular component: cytoplasm; nucleus.
ACUUAUAAUGGGCAAAAUGUUAGUAAGGGCAUUUUUGCCUUUAUUGCCAAUAAAGUCUUCUCAGAAGUGAGCCACAGAAGUGUGUCAUUCUUGGCGUCAAAAGUCUGAAUUAACACGAUCCAGCAUGAGACUUAUUAAUGCAUGCUCAUUUUUUAAAAAGGCAAGAAAUACUUAAGAACCUCCUAUCUCUGUCCCAGUUCCCUGGUUCAUUAAAGAUUCACCCCAAGUAACUGAAAUGCUUUCCUUGGGAGGAUUUAUUUGAAUCAGUCUUUCACAUACAAAGGAUAUUGUAGGAGAAAACUCCCCACAUGUUGUUAAAAGCAUCCUGAUUUUGCUGGCAGGAAUAUGAACAUCUGUUGUAAGGAAAGAAAAAGUUUCAUGCAAAUUACACAGUCAAAGAAGAGUAGGGAUGUUCAAGUUGAGAAACCAGUGACAUUUCUUGUAACUGUACUAUGAGUCAGCACAUUUUUUAAUCUUCCUGAUAAUAUAUGGCAGUGUAGCGAGGUGAGAAGGAGCAGUGUUCAUUUGACGUACGCAUUAUUUUAUUUUCGCGUGUGUGUGUACAAAUGACUUCAUGGCACAGACGUUUCUGUUUUUAAAUGAGCGUACAGUAAAUUGUAGUCCAUGGAAGGCUGACUGGAAUCCCACACCCUUAGCUUUAGAAAGCAGUCUCCGCCCAGCGAAGAGUGCAGAACGAUGGAACCCCAUGUUCCUGGAAGUUUGCACAUCAGAGUAAACAAACUUGAAAACCCCUCUUGAUAGCAGAAUUCACCCAGCCUUGUUCCAUUUUCUCUUAACAAAACACACCGCAAAAGCUCUCACAAGCUGCUUUGAUGAAGCCACAUGUAUUUCCCCCUCCACAAUUUACAGGAAGUUACUCUUAAAAGAAAGUGAUUCUGGUGUUUACUGCCCGUGUUAAAGGGACAGAGUUCCUUUUUGUUUCUGAUACGUGUGAGUGAAAUACAGACACGAUUUAUAGACAAUCAUAGUCAGUAUGUGACUAGGAACAAAGCCAUAACCUCCUGUCCGGUUAGAGCAAAAUUUCUGCUAUGACCAGUGCCUUCCUACUUGAAGACUACGAGUUGCAGAUAACCAGAUCUAUUCCAGAGGGGAGCUUCUCCACUUCAUCGAUGGCUUUAAUGAGGAGAAAAGCAACUGGAUGCGCUAUGUGAAUCCGGCGCACUCUGCCCGGGAGCAAAACCUGGCUGCGUGUCAGAACGGGAUGAACAUCUACUUCUACACCAUUAAGCCCAUCCCUGACAACCAGGAGCUUCUUGUGUGGUAUUGUCGGGACUUUGCAGAGAGGCUUCACUACCCUUAUCCUGGAGAGCUGACAAUGAUGAAUCUCACACAAACCCAGGGCCAUCCAAAGCAGCCCAGCACUGAGAAAAAUGAACUGUGCCCCAAGAACGUCCCAAAGAGAGAGUACAGCGUGAAAGAAAUCCUGAAAUUGGACUCCAACCCCUCCAAAGGAAAGGACUGCUACCGUUCCAACAUUUCACCCUUCGCGUCAGAAAAGGAGGCAGACGACUUCCGAAGAAACGGGAGCCCGGAAAUGCCCUUCUACCCUCGGGUUGUUUACCCCAUCCGGGCCCCUCUGCCGGAGGACUUUUUGAAAGCCUAUGGGCUGGAGAGGCCGACCUACAUCACUCACUCCCCCAUCCCGUCCUCCACGACCCCGAGCCCCUCGGCGAGAAGCAGCCCCGACCAAAGCCUCAAAAGCUGCAGCCCGCACAGCAGCCCGGGGAACACGAUGUCGCCCCUGGCGCCCUGCCCUCCAGACCACCGGGACUCGUACGCCUACUUGAACGCCCCCUACGGCCCCGAAGGCUUGGGCUCCUACCCGGGCUACGCGCCGACCCCGCACCUGCCCCCGGCCUUCAUCCCCUCCUACAACGCCCACUACCCCAAGUUCCUUCUGCCCCCCUACGGCGUGAAUUGCAACGGCCUGGGCGCCGUGGGCAACAUGGGCGGCGUGGGCAACUUGAGCCUCUUCCCCAGGCUGUACCCCGUCUACGGCAGCCUCCUGGGCGGCGGCGGCUUGCCGCACCCCCUGCUCAGCCCGGCCUCCCUGCCCAGCUCGCUGCCCUCGGACGGGGCCCGCAGGCCGCUGCAGCCCGACCACGCGCGCGAGGUGCUCGUCCCGGCGCCACACAGUGCCUUCUCCCUCCCCGGGGCGGCCGCCAGCAUGAAGGACAGGGCGAGCAGCCCCACCAGCGGGUCGCCCACGGCCGGCACGGCCGCCUCGGCGGAGCACGUGGUGCAGCCCAAAGCUACCUCAGCGGCGCUGGCGGCCCCCGGCAGUGACGAAGCCAUGAAUCUCAUUAAAAACAAAAGAAAUAUGACCGGCUACAAGACACUGCCCUACCCUCUGAAGAAGCAGAAUGGCAAGAUUAAGUACGAAUGCAACGUUUGCGCCAAGACGUUCGGCCAGCUCUCAAAUCUGAAGGUCCACCUCAGAGUGCACAGCGGAGAACGGCCUUUUAAAUGCCAGACUUGCAACAAGGGCUUCACUCAGCUCGCCCACCUGCAGAAACACUACCUGGUACACACGGGAGAGAAGCCACAUGAAUGCCAGGUUUGCCACAAGCGAUUUAGCAGCACCAGCAAUCUCAAGACCCACCUGCGACUCCACUCUGGAGAGAAACCUUACCAGUGCAAGGUGUGCCCUGCCAAGUUCACCCAGUUUGUGCACCUGAAACUCCACAAGCGCCUACACACCCGGGAGCGGCCCCACAAGUGUGCCCAUUGCCACAAGAGCUACAUCCAUCUCUGCAGCCUCAAGGUCCACCUGAAGGGGAACUGCCCCGUGGCCCCAGCCACGGGGAUGCCUUUGGAGGAUCUCACCUGGAUCAACGAAGAAAUCGAGAAGUUUGACAUCAGCGACAACGCCGACCGGCUCGAGGACAUGGAGGACAACAUUGAUGUGACCUCUGUGGUGGAGAAAGAAAUUCUGGCUGUGGUCAGAAAAGAGAAGGAAGAAACUGGCCUGAAGGUGUCUUUGCAUAGAAACAUGGGGAAUGGACUCCUCUCAGGGUGUAGCCUUUAUGAGUCAUCAGACCCAUCCCUCAUGAAGUUGGCUCACAGCAACCCACUACCUCUGGGGCCUGUAAAGGUCAAACAGGAAACAGUUGAACCAAUGGAUCCUUAAGAUUUUCAGAAAACAAAAAGUGUUUUGUUUUGUUUCUUAACUUAUGACUUGGCAAGUCAGGGUGCCUGUAGCAAAUGCUUGUACAUAAUUCCAGUUCUGCAAAGCUCUCCUGACGGCAGAUGGUUUCCCCUCACCUCUCUGGAAUUAAAGAAGGAACUCCAAAGUUACUGAAAUCUCAGGGCAUAAAUGAAGCAAAGACAAUAUAUAUACAUAUUAUAUAUACUUAUUUACACCCCCAUCUAUAUAUUUGAACCUGUGUAUUUUGAAUAUUUGUGUGGAUAUGUUUGCAUAGCCUUCCCAUUGCUAAGACUAUUGCCUAGCCAUAAUUAUUUUUUCAAUGAUAAUCCUUCAUAAUUUAUUAUACAAUUUAUUGUUCAAAAAGCAAUAAUUAAAAAAGUUUACAAUGACUGGAAAAAUUCCUUGUAAUUUGAGUUAUAAAUGUUAUAUUUUUGUCUUGUGGCCAUUCUUUGUAGAUAAUUUCUGCACAUCUGUUUGAGUCCCUACGAUUUAGUAAACAAAUACAUUACUUCAGUUGACCUCCCUCUACAAUAAUGGUUUGAAAAUGAGGUUUGGUAUUGCCAAAGUUAGACAGUUGAUGUGUUAACUCAUAAGAUCUGUCAUUUGAACAGCAUUGUGUAACUUGGGGGGGAAUGUGUGCAGAAUUACCCAAUAAUAACUUCAGUAGAAGAAACAAGAAAGGGAAUCUUGUGUUUGUGUAGAUAGUUCAGAUUCUUUUCCCCCUAGCCAUGGAUUUACCAGAAAGGAGACAAGAAGGCUUUGCCAACCUGUCUUCCUCUCCAAAGAGCAGGGUUACCCCACCCCCAAAGUCACAUGACCAUUCAGAGUGGUCACGUGACCUUUGCAUCCCAAUGUAUUAUCUGAAAAUGUGAAUAAGACAAAAAUGCCAUGUUUAAAACCACCGUGAAAUGUUCCCAAAGCACAGGUGGUUUUGUAUGUGUGAGGUUUGGGGGCUUGAGUCUGGGUGUUGUUUUUGUUAUUGGGGGGUUUUUUUGUUGUUAUGUCAAGAUUGCACAGACAUGGUGCUCUACCGGGAAGGAUUUGAGGUAGAUAGGCUCAGGCCACACUUUAAAAACAAAAAAACCAAAAAACGGGUAUUCUUGUUGUCUUAGGGUAAAAGCAGGCAAUGCACAUUCCUAUCCCCAACACAUCAAUUGUAUUUUGUUCUGUAAAACUCAGAUUUUCCUCAGUAUUUGUGUUUUUACAUUUUAUGGUUAAUUUAAUUAAAGAUGAAAGGGCAUUGCAAAGCUGUUCAACAACAAUUACCUCAUUGAGUGUGUCCAGUAGUACAGGAAGUGAUGUCUUAUCUAAUGAUUUGCUACUCUAGAGGAGAAACCAAGUGCGCUCCAGAAAGACAGAAUGUGUGCCGUUCUGUCUUUCACUCUGCUAAGCCCAAAGAUUACAUGUCAGCAUUCAAGGUGUAGCAAAGAAUGAUGUAUAUUUAUAAAUCUAUUUAUACCACUAUACCAUGUGUAUAUAUAAUAUAUUUAUAACCACUUAAAUUGUGAGCCAAACCAUGUAAAAGAACCUACUUUUCCUAAGGGCAAAAGAGAAAACCAAUCCUUUCUGAGGCUUUGCUUAACACUUGAUGGCCUCACUAUCAUCGACAUUGGUGAGCUUGGGCACCUCCUUGCUAUUAAAGGGACCCCAAAACCUUGGUGCAAAGAUGGGGACUGCAUAACAACCAGGGGGAGAGAUACUCACCGUCUUUCACCAGUAAGGGCAGUCUAAGAUGGCUUUAUUUUUGUUUUGCCACAUUAUGAUUAUGUGGUCACACCCAAGUCACGGAAAUAAAGUCCCAUUAUUCCCUUUACCACUGUUAACUUUUCUCUCUCUUCCUCUCCUUCCUUCCUUCCUCACUAACUGAUGCAUCACUAAUCAGUCAGGUUUCUAUAUUCAGCCUUUUAUUGAUGGCAACUACUGUCAACCAGCAGCAAAGGACAAACUUAGGAGAAUCCAGGGAAACCUCAGAGCCUUACUGAUCUGUUCCUCUAAGUGGCAAAACUGACAAUUUUUUAUGGAUCAGUGCUGAACCAACACAGUCCUUAAUUGUAGGUAAACCAAAGCAUCGCACGCUGACAUUGACACCAAAUACUUUCGGUUCUGCUCAUUUGUUCUCUUCUUUUCCCUUUUGUGCUUUCUUAUUUGUGGGAAUUUUUACCAAGACACGCGUUGCUUGAGACUUCUUGAUUCUCUUUACCAUUUGACUUUCCCUCGUAGGCCUCUUACAUGUGAAUGCUGAGCCCACAAUCAACAGUGGUUUUAUUUUUUUCCUCUAAUCAAAGUUAAAACUGACCAAAGUUAUUGGCUUUUUACUUUGCUAGAACAACAAACUAUCUUAUGUUUACGUACUGGUUUACAUUGUUAUUUAUGUGCAAAUUGUCAAAAUGUAAAUUAAAUAUAAAUGUUCAUGCUUUA